Molecule: messenger RNA, 4014 nt
Organism: Paraglomus occultum
Lineage: Eukaryota; Fungi; Glomeromycota; Glomeromycetes; Paraglomerales; Paraglomeraceae
Source: the annotation of a GenBank genome assembly
AUGUCCCCUGCUGGUCGACGUGAAUACAGAUCCAAGGACAAAUUUGCUACUUUCCGUGAACUAAGAAGUGCGGGGGGUAAUUCUCGCUUACAUAAAUAUGAGGUGCAAGACGACGACAUUUAUGAUGAAGUCGAUGAAGCUGAGUAUCAUGCCAAAUUUCGAGAUCGUGAAUUUGAAGACGAAUUUGUAGUCGAUGAUGACGGCUCUGGCUACGUAGAUUAUGGACAAGAUGAUUUUGGAGAACCGUAUUUUGAAUCGUCUGAUGAAGACGCAGAGCAAAAAGGCAAGAGAAGAAAAAAAACGAGUAAGGUAGUUAAAUCUCCACCAAACAAGAAGUUAGAAACUUUCUUCGCAAACGCUGCGAAUAAAUCGACUAAACAGCAAGAUAGAACUACCGAGGAUGAUAUGUUUAUGGUCAACCUGUUAACAAAUCUGGAUGGCAUAGAGGGCACGCCAGAACAACCUGUUGAUUUCUUCGCGAGCGCCACGAAUAAAUCAACUAAACAGCAAGAUAUAACUACCGAGGAUGACAUGGUUAUGGACAGUUUUUUAACAAAUCUGGAUGUCAUGGAAAGUACGCCAGAAGAACCUGUUGAGCUUCGGCGGGUUGAGAUCACCCAAGAUCAGGAUUUCGAUGCAUCCGUUCAGGAUGUCAAGCCAGACAUCCUGAGCCAAUCCGAUAGCAUUAAAUUUUAUUGGAUUGAUGCGCAAGAGAUUUCUGGCCUACUGUAUAUCUUUGGCAAGGUUCAGGAUAAAUCUACCAACACGUUUGUCAGUUGUUGUGUAACAGUUAAGAAUAUUGAACGUAACCUCUUCAUAUUACCACGGAAGAAACGAUUUGAUCGAGACGGUAAUGAAACCGAAAUUGAAGUGAACUUUGAAGAUGUCAUUGCAGAGUUUGAUGGAAUACGGUCCAAACACCAAAUACGUAAAUGGGGGGCGAAGCCUGUUACUCGCAAGUAUACCUUCGAGUUGCCGAAUAUUCCUUCCGAAACAGAAUAUUUAAAAGUCGUAUAUUCGUUCUCGCAACCACAGCUCCCGAGUAACUUGACCGGCGAGACUUUUAGCCACAUAUUUGGUACAAACACUUCUGCUUUGGAGCUAUUCCUCAUAAAAAGGAAAGUAAUGGGCCCAUGUUGGUUAGAAAUAAAAAACGCUACGCCUAGCGGCACCAACAUUUCUUGGUGCAAGACCGAAAUAAUAAUCGAAAAUCCAAAGGAUAUCGACAUUCUUAAAGACACAAACGACUCGGCGUAUCAAAAUCCGCCACCAGUAACGAUAAUGUGUUUUAGUUUACGCACAAUUAUGAAUCCGACAAAAAAAGUCAAUGAAAUCGUCAUCGCGAGUGCACUUGUUUUUAGAAAUGUCCCUAUAGAUACUGCCGACCCACCCGAAAAGAUUCCGUCCACUUAUUUUACCGUGGUACGUCAACUGAGUCAUACUCCAUAUCCGGUUGGAUUUCAUGACAAUGCGCAGCAGCGUGGCAUUAAAUUAGAAAUAACUAGAACCGAAAGAUCAUUGUUGAAUUACCUCAUAGCCAUCAUCCAUCGAGUCGAUCCGGAUGUUCUAGUUGGACACAAUUUUGUUGGGUUUGAUCUUGACGUAUUAUUGCAUCGGAUGAAAGAACUCAAGAUUGAUGGCUGGUCUAAGCUUGGACGUCUACGACGAACUACAUGGCCUAAACUACAAACUGGCGCUGGAGGGAUGAGCGACUCGACAUAUAUGGAGAAGGCGAUCGUCAGUGGUCGCCUCAUGUGUGACACUUACCUGAGCGCGAGGGAUUUAAUCAAGUCCAAAAAUUAUACGCUGACGGAAUUGGCAUCAUCUCAAUUGAAAUUUAAACGCGAAGAUAUCGAAUUCUCCAAAAUAGAUACAUACUUCCAAACUUCGGCUAACUUAUUUUAUGUCAUCAAACAUUGCGAGAAUGAUGCGUACCUUGCCGCUGCGUUGACAUUUCGAUUGCAAGUUCUUCCGUUAUCUAAACAAUUAACGAAUUUAGCGGGCAAUACCUGGGCGAGGACACUGAUCGGAGGCAGAGCAGAACGAAAUGAGAGCUUGCUGCUUCAUGAAUUUCAUCGUAACAAAUACAUAUGUCCAGAUAAAGCUUACACAAAUAUUAAGAACAAGUAUUCCGAUUUCGGAGUUGACGAUUAUGAUCAGUCAAUAAAGAAAACAGGAAGACGAAAACCAGCCUAUGCUGGUGGUCUUGUAUUAGAGCCUAAAAAAGGCUUUUAUGACAAAUAUGUCCUGCUGUUAGAUUUUAAUAGUUUAUAUCCAUCUAUAAUUCAGGAAUAUAAUAUUUGCUUUACGACAAUAUCUCGUGCUGACACGGAAAAUGAAGAGCGGGUACCUGACAUCCCAGAUUCAGGACUACCUCAAGGCAUCCUUCCAAAACUGCUUGCUAGUUUGGUAGACAGACGAAGGCAGGUGAAGCGGUUAUUAAAAGACCCUCACAUCGCAGAGAGUGUUCGAAUGCAGUAUGACAUUAGGCAGCAAGCCUUGAAACUCACUGCGAAUAGUAUGUACGGAUGCCUUGGAUUUACAUUCUCACGGUUUUACGCAAAAUCUUUGGCUAUGCUAAUUACGUCGAAAGGUCGUGAGAUUCUGCAGAAUACAGUUGAUUUAGCAGAAAGUGAAAGGAUGGAAGUUAUAUAUGGCGAUACUGAUUCCAUAAUGAUUUACACGAAUGAGAUGGAUUUGAAGAAAGUACGUGAGAUGGGCAAUUUACUGAAAAGAAAAGUCAAUGAAAGAUACAAACUACUUGAGAUCGAAAUGGACGGUUUCUUUCGGAGAAUGUUGUUAUUGAAAAAGAAAAAAUAUGCAGCGCUGAUCGCUGAAGAGAAAAACGGCGUGUUGGAGACUUCGAUUGAGACAAAGGGUCUUGACCUUGUUAGAAGAGACUGGUGUGGUCUGUCACAUGACGCAUCAAAAUAUGUAUUAGAACAGCUUCUGUCUCCCGAUGAUCGAGAGGAUGUAUUAAAUAGAAUACACAAAUUCCUCACCACCUUAGCUGAAGAGACGCGUUUAGGAAGAAUACCCACAGACAAGUUUGUCAUAAAUAAGAAUCUCACAAAAGCACCAGAGGACUAUGCUGACAAGCAAAAUCAACCACAUGUACAAGUUGCGCUGCAAAUGAAGAAAAAGGGGCUUGGCGUUCGUACUGGGGACACGAUACCGUACGUAAUUUGCGCCGGGGAUGAAUUCAAAGAAACUAAAAUAAUUGCAGACCGUGCGAGACAUCCCAACGAUAUAUCAUCUUCGGGCACAUUAAAGAUUGUAGAUUAUGAAUGGUAUUUAAAUCAGCAAGUUCACCCGGCUGUCGCGAGGCUUUGUGAGCCUAUUGAAGGAACCGAUUCUGUACAGAUUGCUAGAUGUUUAGGACUCGAUACGUCCAAGUUCCGUGUUUCGAUAGGCUCUGGAUCUGCAGUAGCAGAGCUUUACACACUGGAUUCUCAGAUCAGUGAUGAAGAACGAUUUGUGAAUGCAGACAGAUUUAAGCCGAUUUGUAAAUAUUGUCAAGGACAAUCCAUAUUCGAAGGCGUGAAUUCAAAAAAUGACGGAUAUGUUCUUUCUCCAUCAGGGAUAUUGUGUCCGAAUUCAGCAUGUAAUCGGGUACUCCCAAUAGCGUCUCUAAUUGCACAACUUUCAUGUCAAAUUCGAUGGCACAUAACUAAAUAUUACGAAGGGUGGCUAGUCUGCGACGACGAAGCGUGCCGUAAUCGUACCAGACUUAUGCAUGGGAAACGAUGUUUACAUCCCGGAUGCCGUGGAACUGCAGUCGCGGAGUAUUCGGAUACGUUGUUAUACGAACAACUGUUAUAUCUGUCAACUCUGUUCGAUGUCGACAAGGCAAUGAAUUCUAAAAAAAGGACUAUUGAGGAUCAAACGAAAACAAUGAUAGAGCAGAAUCGCCAUCUGUUUGUUCCGUUAAAGAAAGUCGUUGAUGGGUACUUGGACAGGUGUGGAAGGCGGUUCGUAGAUUUAAAUCAAUUGUUUUCAUUCUGCCAAACUUAA